This is a messenger RNA of Prunus dulcis (almond), 2569 nucleotides long. RefSeq names its product DNA mismatch repair protein MSH4. NCBI's taxonomy places the organism in Eukaryota, Viridiplantae, Streptophyta, Magnoliopsida, Rosales, Rosaceae. The record is from RefSeq and is a predicted model, not a curated record. Gene Ontology annotation, cellular component: nucleus. The coding region runs from base 8 to 2386 and encodes 792 amino acids. The transcript has 24 exons. Gene Ontology annotation, biological process: mismatch repair; reciprocal meiotic recombination. Gene Ontology annotation, molecular function: ATP binding; mismatched DNA binding; ATP-dependent DNA damage sensor activity.
AGAGCAAAUGGAAGACGACGCAGGAGAGAGAUCGAGCUUCGUUAUCGGCCUCAUCGAGAACAGAGCUAAGGAGGUGGGAGUUGCAGCCUUUGAUUUAAGGUUGGCUUCUCUCCAUCUUUCUCAAUAUAUUGAAACUAGCAGCUCAUAUCAGAAUACAAAAACUUUGCUGCAAUUCUAUGAUCCUAUGGUGAUUAUUGUUUCACCGAACAAGCUGGCACCUGAUGGUAUGGUUGGAGUUUCAGAAUUGGCUGACAGAUUUUAUGCUACAGUCAAGAAGGUUGUAAUGGCCCGUGGUUGCUUCGAUGACACUAAGGGUGCCGUGCUGAUUAAAAAUCUAGCAGCAAAGGAACCUUCUGCACUAGGAUUGGAUACUUCUUACAAGCAGUAUUACCUCUGCCUGGCUGCGGCAGCAGCUACAAUUAAGUGGAUAGAAGCAGAGAAAGGGGUCAUCAUUACAAACCACUCACUUUUGGUCACUUUUAAUGGAUCAUUUGCCCAUAUGAAUAUUGACGCUACUAGUGUUCAAAAUUUGGAAAUCAUUGAGCCACUUCAUUCGACACUUUGGGGAACAAGCAACAAGAAAAGAAGUUUAUUGAACAUGCUCAAGACAACAAAAACUGUUGGAGGGUCUAGACUUCUUCGUGCCAAUCUAUUGCAGCCUUUAAAAGAUAUUGAAACUAUAAAUGCCCGUCUUGAUUGCCUGGAUGAGCUCAUGAGCAAUGAACAGCUGUUCUUUGGACUGGCUCAGGUUUUGAGUAAAUUUCCAAAAGAGAGUGAUAGGGUACUUUGUCACUUCUGCUUCAAGCCAAGGAAAAUAACAAACAAAGUCAUGGGUGUUGAUUAUGCUAGAAAAAGCCAGGUCUUGGUUUCAAGCAUUAUUCUCCUCAAAACUGCUCUAGAUGCCUUGCCUUUACUCUCGAAGGUUCUUAAAGAUGCAAAGUGUUUUCUUCUUGCAAAUGUUUACAAGUCUGUAUGUGAAAAUGAGAAGUAUGCUGCCGUUAGAAGGAGGAUUGGAGAGGUGAUUGAUGAAGAUGUGCUUCAUGCACGGGUUCCUUUUGUAGCCCGCACACAGCAGUGUUUUGCUGUCAAGGCUGGAAUUGAUGGACUUUUGGAUAUUGCACGGAGAUCAUUUUGUGAUACUAGUGAAGCUAUACAUAAUCUUGCUAACAAGUAUCGUGAAGAUUUCAAGUUGCCCAAUUUGAAACUCCCAUUUAACAAUAGGAGAGGGUUCUACUUUAGCAUUCCAUAUAAGGACAUUCAAGGGAAGCUUCCUAGUCAGUUCAUUCAGGUAUUGAAACAUGGUAACAAUUUACACUGCUCAACCUUGGAGCUUGCUUCUCUAAACGUUAGAAAUAAGUCUGCAGCUGCAGAAUGCUACAUACGGACAGAAGUUUGCCUGGAAGAAUUAGUAGAUGCCAUACGAGAGGAUGUUUCUGCACUCACACUGCUUGCAGAGGUCUUAUGCCUUUUGGAUAUGAUCGUUAAUUCAUUUGCACAUGCCAUUUCCACAAAGCCAGUUGAUCGUUACACCAGACCAGAAUUUACAGAUAAUGGCCCCAUGGCAAUUGAUGCUGGAAGACACCCUAUCCUAGAGACCAUACACAAUGACUUUGUCCCCAACAAUAUAUUUUUAUCAGAGGCAUCAAACAUGGUGCUUAUCAUAGGCCCAAACAUGAGUGGAAAGAGUACUUACCUUCAACAAGUGUGUCUUAUAGUUAUUCUUGCUCAGAUCGGUUGUUAUGUUCCUGCUCGCUUCUCAACUCUAAGGGUUGUUGAUCGUAUAUUUACAAGGAUGGGUACAGUAGAUAAUCUUGAAUCCAACUCUAGUACGUUCAUGACAGAAAUGAAAGAAACAGCUUUUAUCAUGCAAAAUGUCUCCCAGAGGAGUCUGAUUGUUAUGGAUGAACUUGGGAGGGCUACAUCUUCUUCUGAUGGAUUUGCAAUUGCUUGGAGCUGCUGCGAACAUUUGUUAUCACUGAAAGCGUAUACUAUAUUUGCUACUCAUAUGGAGAACCUAUCAGAACUAGUAACCGUCUAUCCAAAUGUGAAAAUACUUCACUUUGAUGUUGACAUUAAAAAUAAUCGUCUAGAUUUCAAGUUUCAACUGAAGGACGGAGCGAGGCAUGUUCCGCACUAUGGCCUUCUAUUAGCAGAAGUGGCAGGACUGCCAAGCUCAGUAAUUGAAACGGCCAGAAACAUCACAUCCAGGAUCACAGAAAAGGAAGUGAAGAGGAUGGAAGUAAACUGCCUUCAAUACCAACCGAUCCAGAUGGCGUACCAUGUUGCUCAGCGGCUGAUAUGUUUGAAGUACUCCAGCCAGGAUGAGGAUUCAAUCAGAGAAGCACUGCAUAAUUUGAAAGACAGCUACAUUCAUGGAAGGCUGUAGUCUAAAGACCUUAAAAACCCACAAUAUUCUUCCCUCCUAUUUGGGAAAUGCCAUGCAGAACAUUGUUGUGUUCGUAACACAACACGAUGUCAAAUUUAUUCACCAAAUGAUAUGGCGGUGUCUGAUUUACUCAAUUCUAAGCUCAUUCAAAACCUCAAUUAUUUCCAACAACGCAUAAGUGAC